Messenger RNA from Helianthus annuus (common sunflower), 3271 nucleotides. Its product is annotated as WD repeat and HMG-box DNA-binding protein 1. The record is from RefSeq and is a predicted model, not a curated record. Lineage: Eukaryota; Viridiplantae; Streptophyta; Magnoliopsida; Asterales; Asteraceae. Gene Ontology annotation, biological process: mitotic cell cycle; DNA repair; DNA-templated DNA replication. The coding region runs from base 105 to 2981 and encodes 958 amino acids. Gene Ontology annotation, molecular function: chromatin binding; protein binding. Gene Ontology annotation, cellular component: nuclear replication fork. The transcript is spliced from 11 exons.
AAACUGAAAAAAAAAUCUGAUACAUUUUCAAACCCUUAAUCAACAACAACAUAAGGCCUCAAAAUACUGCUAACUCAAUCGUACGAUCCCCAAAAAAAUCAACGAUGAAGAUCAGAUCAAUGAAGCUGCGUGAAGCUCACAAGAGCGACGACGGUGUGAGCUCCCACUGUACGAUACUGUGGGACCGCACCGCGGAGCACAUCGUAACGGCGUCUUCUUCCGAUGUUUCCGUUUCAAUACACGACGCUCUGUUGCCGUCAGUUACUCCGAAAGUUGUUCGUUAUCAUAAAGAUGGCGUCACUGCGUUGGCUCUCAGCCCUAAUUCCACCUGUCUUGCUUCUGGAUCUAGUGACCGAUCCGUUAAACUGUACAAGUUUCCUGGAGGAGAGUUCGAGUCCAAUAUUAGCCGAUUUACGCUUCCCAUACGCGCUUUGUCCUUCAACAGACAGGGUACCAUGCUGGCAGCUGGGGGUGACGAUGACGGUAUCAAACUUAUUAAUACAAUAGAUGGUUCAAUUGCCAGGGUUUUGAAAGGGCACAGAGGGUCCAUCACAGGUAUAGCUUUCGAUCCGAAAAGCGAGUACUUAGCAUCUGUUGACUCAGUUGGAACCGUUAUUAUUUGGGAGCUCCAGUCCGGUACAACAAUCCACAACCUCAAAAAUAUCGCUCCUAGUACUUCUUCCGACUUUUCAACGUUAACCGCACUUGGCUGGAGUCCAGACGGUGAAACACUAGCUGUUUCCGGCUUGAAAAAUGACGUGGUUAUGUACGAUAGAGACACCGCUGAAAAACUAUUUACGUUAAGAGGCGAGCACACGCAACCAGUGUGUUUCUUGGGUUGGUCGCUUAACGGAAAAUACGUUGCUACAUCUGGAUUAGAUAAACAAGUUUUGAUAUGGGACGUUGAUAAGAAACAAGACAUCGAACGACAGAAGUUCGAUGAAUUAAUAUGUUGCUUGGCAUGGAAGCCACAUGGCAACGCGUUAGCUGUCAUCGACGUUAUGGGGAAGUAUGGUAUCUGGGAUAUGGUUAUACCGUCAUCUAUGAAAUCUCCUACAGAAGGACUUCCUGAUUCAAUCUCGCAAAAAAGUGACGGUUUACUUUUUUUCGAAGAGGAAGAACAUGAGCCGAGUAUAUCCGGCAGUUUAAGCGAUCACGGUGAAGAUAGCCUUGUUGGUUCCGAACCACCUAACAGGAAACGCUUAAGACAGUUUCAAUAUGAUGAAGAUUCAGAUGAGGAUAAGAGUUUGCUUCCGGAAGUCGAAUCUCGCAAAAAGCCUUACGUUUCCGGUAAGGAAAGCGUGAAAAACCGAAACGUCGCGUCAGCAGGUCCAGUGGCUGUUCCGGGUCCAAUAAUGCAGGAAGCUUUUCAGUCCGGUUCUACUCCUGUACAGCCUGGUAAAAGGCGGUUUUUAUGUUAUAAUAUGCUUGGAAGUAUAACCACGAUGAAGCACGAUGAAUACUCUCAUAUAGAGAUCGAUUUUCAUGACACCGGAAGUGGGCCCCGAGUUCCUGCAAUGACAGAUCACUUUGGUUUCACCAUGGCUUCGUUGAAUGAAAACGGAAGUGUCUUUGCGAAUCUCUGCAAAGGGGAGAAAAACAUGAGCACUCUCAUGUACCGUCCGUUUAAAAGCUGGGCGAAUAAUAGCGAGUGGUAUAUGCGAUUCGAAGAAGAAGAAGUAAGAGCGGUAGCACUAGGAUCUUCUUGGGUUGCUGCUGUUACAAGUUUAAAUUUUCUUCGCAUUUUCACCGAGGGUGGUUUGCAGAGGCAUGUGGUUUCUCUUGAUGGACCGGUAGUGACUGCAUCGGGCUUUGGAGAUGAACUUGCAGUGGUCACACAUUCGUCUCCUCCCCUCCCUACAAACGAGCAGAUGCUAACGUUUGAAGUGUUUAAUGUUUCUAACGGAACACAACCUAUUAAAGGGCGGUUGCCAUUGAGUCCCGGCGCAUGUUUGACCUGGUUUGGUUUUAGUGAAGAAGGUCAACUAAGUUCAUUCGAUUCCAUGGGUGUUCUCCGUGUGUUUACUAACCAGUACGGAGGCAGAUGGAUCCCACUCUUCAGUGCGAGUAAAUUAAAGAAGAAAGAUGAAAACUAUUGGAUGGUUGGAUUGAACUCAAGCAAGUUGUUUUGCAUUCUAUGCAAAUCCCCUGAUAAAUUCCCACAGGCUGUCCCUAAACCAGUUCUUACACUGUUGGAUCUUUCGAUUCCUCUUGCAUCAUCCGAUCUGGGAGCCGAAAAUCUUGAAAACGAGUUCAUUCUGAGCAACAUGCAUCUAUCCCAGAUCCAAAGGCUGAUUCAAGAAACAGAGGCACGGGGUCAGGAUGCCACAUCACUCGACGAUGAGGCCCUUAACUCGGAAGCAGCUUUGGAUAGAUGCAUUUUGAGGCUCAUUGCAUCCUGCUGUACAGGUGAUAAACUUGUGAGGGCUAUAGAACUUGUAAAGCUUCUUUCGAUGGAGAAAUCUGUUAGAGGUGCAAUAAAGCUUGUGACCGCAAUGAAGCUACCAAAUUUGGCAGAAAGGUUCAACUCCAUACUGGAGGAAAGAUUACUCGAACAAGAAGCCAAAGAGACUAUUCUUAAAGAAACAACAGAGCUCAAGGUUACCGAUACUAAUACGAGCAAAACAACAGAGUCCAAGAAUGCUGCUGAUACUAACAUGAGCAAAACGUUUACAACGCCAGAUGUCUUCAAGGCUCCAGAACCCGUGAACGGGAUACAAUCUGGUCAACUGUCAUCACCUUCUUUUGCGAAGAAAAAGAAGACCGAAGAGCCAGCUAAGGUUGUGAAUGUGCCAGAACCGAAAUCUAGUACCAAAUCUGAAAAUAAUGGUUUACUGAAGAAAAAUAUUGGUGAGGUGAAACAAGUAGAGGGUCAACGGUCAACUAACCCGUUUGCAAAAUCCUCAAAUAAUCAAGAAAAAACUUCACUGUUAGAUUCUCUUAAAAAGAUGAAGAAGAAUGAUGAUGGAGGAAAAAAAUAAGGCGUGGAGGAAGAAUUGCAAUUGGGUCGUUUGCAUAUGUAUAUACAACUUGAUUUGCGCCGAUGGUUUCCUUGUAUUAGUAGUCUGCAAAACGGUUUAAUUAAAGUAUCGAGCUUUCAAGGCGCAGGCAUUCUCGUUUCAAGUCGAUUUUGAGAUGGAUGAUGUUCGAUCUGGUUCGGGAAUUGUUAGCAUUUUAAGUGGUUAAUUUUUUUUUUUUUUUUUUUUUUGCAUGGAUUGUUUUGGUAUAUGUUAUCGUUGCUGGUUUAAAUUUUUGUAUCUGUUUCACUUGA